Agelaius phoeniceus (red-winged blackbird) is the source of this 2585-nucleotide messenger RNA. RefSeq names its product synaptic vesicle glycoprotein 2A (gene SV2A). The record is from RefSeq and is a predicted model, not a curated record. Gene Ontology annotation, cellular component: synaptic vesicle membrane; neuron projection. Gene Ontology annotation, molecular function: transmembrane transporter activity. Gene Ontology annotation, biological process: chemical synaptic transmission; transmembrane transport. Lineage: Eukaryota; Metazoa; Chordata; Aves; Passeriformes; Icteridae.
GCUGGUACCCGGAGCAUCCUCUGUCAUCUCCUUCAUCACCGGAGCAUCCUUGCUCAAACCGGAGCAUCCCCCUGGAGGAGCUGGAGCGGGGCGAGGGCUGAGCCAGGUCCAGGCUGGCAUCCAGGGUCCUCCCGCCCCCCAUUGCACCACGGAUGGGUGGCUCCACCACCCCUGUCCCCUCACCCCGGGCCUGAGGGCGCAGCCCCCGCAGCAGAGACACCCCCAGCCCCCGCAGCAGCCCCGAGCCAGCCCCGAGGGCACCAUGGAGGAGUCGUUCCGGGACCGGACCGCCUUCAUCCGCGGCGCCAAGGACAUCGCCAAGGAGGUGAAGAAACACGCGGCCAAGAAGGUGAGCAGGGGCAUGGACCGAGUGCAGGACGAGUACACCCGCCGCUCCUACUCCCGCUUCGAGGAGGAGGAGGACGAUGAAGACUACGCGCCCCAGGACGGCUACUACAGAGGGGGCGAGGGCGCCAACGAGGAGGAGGGGGUGUCCAGCGACGCCACGGAAGGCCACGAUGAGGAGGAUGAGAUCUACGAGGGCGAAUACCAAGGGAUCCCCCGGCAGGAGUCGCUGAAGGGCGGGGAGCGCCUGGGGGCCGCGGCGGCCGCCGGAGCUUUCGAUGACAGCGAGGGGCAGCGGAGGAAGGACCGGGAGGAGCUGGCGCAGCAGUACGAGCUCAUCCUGCAGGAAUGCGGCCACGGCCGCUUCCAGUGGACCCUCUACUUUGUCCUGGGCCUGGCCCUGAUGGCUGACGGCGUGGAGAUCUUUGUGGUGGGCUUCGUCCUGCCCAGCGCCGAGAAGGACAUGUGCCUGUCCGACUCCAACAAGGGCAUGCUGGGGCUCAUCGUGUACCUGGGCAUGAUGGUGGGCGCGUUCGUGUGGGGCGGGCUGGCCGACCGGCUGGGCCGAAGGCAGUGCCUCCUCAUCUCCCUCUCCGUCAACAGCGUCUUCGCCUUCUUCUCCUCCUUCGUCCAGGGCUACGGCACCUUCCUCUUCUGCCGCCUGCUCUCGGGCGUGGGCAUCGGCGGCUCCAUCCCCAUCGUCUUCUCCUACUUCUCGGAGUUCCUGGCGCAGGAGAAGCGCGGGGAGCACCUGAGCUGGCUCUGCAUGUUCUGGAUGAUCGGGGGCAUCUACGCGUCCGCCAUGGCCUGGGCCAUCAUCCCGCACUACGGCUGGAGCUUCCAGAUGGGCUCUGCGUACCAAUUCCACAGCUGGAGGGUUUUCGUCCUCGUCUGCGCCUUCCCCUCGGUCUUCGCCAUCGGGGCGCUCACCACCAUGCCGGAGAGCCCACGCUUCUACCUUGAGAACGGGAAGCACGACGAGGCCUGGAUGGUGCUGAAGCAGGUCCAUGACACCAACAUGAGGGCCAAGGGCCACCCCGAGAGGGUCUUCUCGGUCACCCACAUCAAGACCAUCAAGCGGGAGGACGAGCUCAUCGAGAUCCAGUCGGACACCGGGACGUGGUACCGGCGCUGGCUGGUCCGAUGCCUCAACCUGUCCCAGCAGGUCUGGAGCAACUUCCAGCAGUGCUUCGUGCCCGAGUACCGGCGGGUGACACUGAUGAUGAUGGCGGUGUGGUUCACCAUGUCCUUCAGCUACUACGGGCUCACCGUGUGGUUCCCGGACAUGAUCAAGCACCUGCAGAGCAUCGAGUACGCGUCGCGCACCAAGCUCUUCACGCGCGAGAAGGUUCGGCACUUCACCUUCAACUUCACCCUGGAGAACCAAGUGCACCGUGGUGGGGAGUAUUUCAACGACAAGUUCAUCGGGCUGAAGAUGAAGUCAGUGACGUUCGAGGACUCGCUCUUUGAGGAGUGCUACUUCGAGGACAUCACUUCCAGCAACACCUUCUUCAAGAACUGCACCUUCAUCUCCACCGUCUUCUACAACACAGAUCUGUUCGAGUACAAGUUCAUCAACAGCCGGGUGGUGAACAGCACGUUCCUGCACAACAAGGAGGGCUGCCAGCUGGACUUCAGCGACGACAACAACGCCUACAUGAUCUACUUUGUCAGCUUCCUGGGCACCCUGGCCGUGCUCCCCGGGAACAUCGUCUCGGCCCUGCUCAUGGACAAGAUCGGCCGCCUGCGCAUGCUGGCUGGCUCCAGUGUCAUGUCCUGCAUCAGCUGCUUCUUCCUGUCCUUUGGCAACAGCGAGUCUGCCAUGAUCGCCCUGCUCUGCCUCUUUGGGGGGGUCAGCAUCGCCUCCUGGAACGCGCUCGACGUGCUCACCGUGGAGCUCUACCCCUCUGACAAGAGGACGACGGCCUUUGGCUUCCUGAACGCCCUGUGCAAGCUGGCAGCCGUGCUGGGCAUCAGCAUCUUCACCUCCUUCGUGGGCAUCACCAAGGCCGUGCCCAUCCUCUUUGCCUCAGCCGCUCUGGCCCUCGGCAGCUCCCUGGCCCUCAAACUGCCCGAGACGAGGGGCCAGGUCCUGCAGUGAUGGGGGGCUGGGGGAGAGGGACCCCCACCCUCCCCUUUCCCUGGGGUACCCCCCAAAAUCCAGCAUUUCCCCCCCUCUCUCUCCUCUCCAUCUCCUCGUGCCCCCGGGGUUAGUUCUGCGUUAGACACUGUGAAACGUC